Messenger RNA from Trypanosoma theileri, 792 nucleotides. RefSeq lists its product as uncharacterized. Lineage: Eukaryota; Euglenozoa; Kinetoplastea; Trypanosomatida; Trypanosomatidae. The record is from RefSeq and is a predicted model, not a curated record. The transcript has a single exon. The coding region runs from base 1 to 792 and encodes 263 amino acids.
AUGCUGCAGGUGCGACGUGUAUUGUAUUUUCUGCCUCUAAUUAUGAGUGUUGCCUCUGUUUGCUUGGCGGCUGCUGAGGCUGGGAAUUCCCGGAGUUCUUCUUUUGCAUCUUCUAACUCUGGUGGUGAUGAUUGUCGUCCUCCUGAUGAAGAAAAUGCUAGAAAAACUCUUAAUGGUCCUCUUAAUAUUCCUCAAUAUUGUGCUGAACAGCGUCGUUCUAAUGCUUCUCCUGCUGGUGGGGGUAAUGGUGGCUCUGCUCAUCCUGCUGCUCCUCUACCUAAUCCUCCUAUUGAUUCACCUCCUUCACCUAUUGCUGAAGUUCCUCCUCCUAUUGCUGGUGGUGCUGGGGAAGCGAGUAACGGUUCGUCUCCAUCUGGAGGUCAAACUGGAGCCAACGUCAACAAUCCAGCAGGUGAAGGUGCAGUCAACGCGGAGAGUACAGCAGCAGCACAACCCACUUCUCCUUCUCCCGAAUCUUCAGACACAGAGACUGCCAAUGGUUCUGGUACUGCAAACGCUGGGGGUGGCAGUACACCUGCAGGGAGUGAGCCAUCCAAUAACCCAAGUGAUGCGGAAUCAACAACUACUACUACUCUGCCAAGACCCGAGAAUACUACCACAGAAGCACCAACCAACUCUUCAUCUCCUUUACCCAACGUAGAGAUCAGCACCAUCGCUUCCACAGUUGAGAAGAAUAAGGGUAAUGUUGACAGCAGUGUCAAUCCUGUAUGGAUGUGCACUGCAGCACCGCUACUGAUUGUGGCUGUGUUGUUCUCCGUUACCGUGUACUGA